GUCGCCUAGCAGCCGCCGCCGCUAUUGCUUGCUGGGAACCAGUUGGCGGGAUCCAGUGUCCGCUUGGAAUCGCGCUGUGGAGCGGUCGGGCAUAGCUGCGGGCCCGGCUUGGUGGAUGCGGUAGAUAAGAAACCUCCGCUGGUUGCCAGGCGUGCUGGGUGGAUCCUGGUGAGCAGGAGCUGCGAACCUCUUCCCACGCAGACGUUAAAGCAUUGCUAAAGAAUUCAAGAUGCCACCUAAUAUAAACUGGAAAGAAAUAAUAAAAGUUGACCCAGAUGACCUUCCUCGUCAAGAAAAAUUGGCAGAUAAUUUAUUGGUUUCUUUAUCCAAGGUGGAAGUAAAUGAGCUAAAAAACGAAAGUCAAGAAAACGUGAUACACCUUUUCAGAAUUACUCAGUCACUAAUGAAGAUGAAAGCUCAAGAAGCAGAGCUAGCUUUGGAAGAAAUUGAUAAAGCCGGAGAAGAACAAGCAAAAGUUGAAAAUAAAUUCCAAACUGAAUUAAUGAGACUGGAAAGUGAACUGGAGAUGGCACAACAGUCUACAGGUGGACGUGACACUCGGUUUUUACGUGAUGAAAUUCACCAGCUUGAAAAGCAAUUGGAACAAAAAGAUAGAGAAUUGGAGGACAUGGAAAAGGAGUUGGAGAAAGAGAAGAAAGUUAAUGAACAAUUGGCUCUUCGAAAUGAGGAAGCAGAAAAUGAAAACAGCAAAUUAAGAAGAGAGAACAAACGUCUAAAGAAAAAGAAUGAACAGCUUCGUCAAGAUGUUAUUGACUAUCAGAAACAAAUAGAUUCACAAAAAGAAACACUGUUAUCAAGAAGAGGAGAAGACAGUGACUAUCGAUCACAAUUGUCUAAAAAAAACUAUGAACUUGUUCAAUAUCUGGAUGAAAUUCAGACUUUAACAGAAGCUAAUGAGAAAAUUGAAGUUCAGAAUCAAGAAAUGAGAAAAAAUCUAGAAGAGUCUGUACAGGAAAUGGAGAAGAUGACUGAUGAAUAUAAUAGAAUGAAAGCUAUUGUGCAUCAGACAGAUAAUAUAAUGGACCAAUUAAAAAAAGAAAAUGAGCAUUAUCGGCUUCAAGUGCAGGAGCUUACAGAUCUUCUAAAAGCAAAAAAUGAAGAAGAUGAUCCAAUCAUGGUAGCUGUUAAUGCAAAAGUAGAAGAAUGGAAGUUAAUUUUGUCUUCUAAAGAUGAUGAAAUUAUUGAAUAUCAGCAAAUGUUACAUAACCUAAGGGAGAAACUGAAAAAUGCCCAGCUUGAUGCUGAUAAAAGUAAUGUUAUGGCUCUACAACAGGGUAUACAAGAACGAGACAGUCAUAUUAAGAUGCUCACUGAGCAAGUAGAACAAUAUACAAAGGAAAUGGAAAAAAAUACGUUUAUUAUUGAAGAUUUGAAAAAUGAGCUCCAAAGAAACAAAGGUGCUUCAACACUUUCUCAACAGACUCAUUAUAUGAAAAUGCAAUCUAAGGUUCACAUUUUAGAACAGAAGACUAAAGAGGCUGAGAGAACAGCUGAACUGGCUGAGGCUGAUGCUAAGGAAAAGGAUAAGGAACUAAUUGAGACUCUGAAGCGAUUAAAAGAUUAUGAAUCUGGAGUAUAUGGUUUAGAAGAUGCUGUUAUUGAAAUAAAGAAUUGUAAAAACCAAAUUAAAAUAAGAGAUCGAGAGAUUGAAGGAUUGACAAAGGAAAUCAAUAAACUUGAGAUGAAGAUCAAUGAUUUCCUCGAUGAAAAUGAGGCACUUAGAGAGCGUGUGGGCCUUGAACCGAAGACAAUGAUUGAUUUAACUGAAUUUAGAAAUAGCAAAAGUUUAAAACAGCAUCAGUACCGAGCCGAAAACCAGAUUCUUUUGAAAGAGAUUGAAAGUUUAGAGGAAGAACGACUUGACCUGAAAAAAAAAAUCCGCCAAAUGGCUCAAGAAAAAGGAAAAAGAACUGCAACUUCAGGCUUAAUAGUUGAGGACCUGAACCUAACAGAAAACUUUUCUCAAGAAAAUAGAAUGGGAGAAAGAAAAUUUGAUUUCAUGAGCCUUGGUAAUAUGAAUGCAGCACAUUCAAAGAAUGAAAUCAUAGCACAGGAUUUAUUGAUCAAGGAAGCACAGAGUAGAAAUGCAGAAAUAGAGCUUGAACGUCAUAGAAGCCAGGCAAAACAGUGUGAAUUUCUUUCAAGAGAACUAAUUGAAAAAGAAAGAGAUUUAGAAAGAAGUAAAACAAUAAUAGCCAAAUUUCAGAGUAAAUUAAAAGAAUUAGUUGAAGAAAAUAAACAACUUGAAGGAGGUAUGAGAGAAAUAUUGCAAGCUAUUAAGGAAAUGCAGAAAGAUCCUGAUGUUAAUGGAGGAGAAACAUCUCUAAUAAUUCCUAGUCUUGAAAGACUAGUUAAUGCAAUGGAAUCAAAGAAUGCAGAAGGAAUCUUUGAUGCCAAUCUCCAUUUGAAAACCCAAGUUGACCAAUUUACUGGGAGGAAUGAAGAAUUAAGACAGGAGCUCAGGGAAGCUCGGAAGGAGGCUAUAAAUUAUUCUCAGCAGUUGGCAAAAGCAAAUUUAAAGAUUGAUCAUCUUGAAAAAGAAACCAGUCUUUUACGGAAAUCAGAAGGAUCAAAUGUUGUUUUUAAAGGAGUAGACUUACCUGAUGGAAUAGCACCAUCUAGUGCCAAUAUUAUUAAUUCUCUGAAUGAAUAUUUAAUACAUAUUUUACAGGAACUAGAAUAUAAAGAAAAUAAGUUAAAGGAUUUAGAAGAUUCUCUUGAAGAGUAUAACAGAAAAUUUGCAGUAAUUCGUCAUCAACAAAGCUUAUUAUAUAAAGAAUAUCUAAGUGAAAAGGAGACCUGGAAAACAGAAUCUGAAACAAUGAAAGAAGAAAAGAAAAAACUUGAUAGUCAAAUUCAACAAGAUGCUAUAAAAGUAAAAGAAUAUAAUAACUUGCUCAGUACUCUUCAGAUGGAUUCAGAUGAAAUGAAAAGAACACUUUCCGAUUAUAGUAGAAAAAUCACUGUCUUGCAAGUCAAUGAAAAGUCACUCAUAAGACAGUAUACUACUUUAAUAGAAAUGGAGCACCAACUUAGAAAAGAAAAUGACAAACAGAAGAAUGAAUUGAUAUCAAUGGAAGCUGAAGUUGGUGAAAAAAUCGGACGUUUACAACGAUUUAAGGAGAUGGCCAUUUUCAAGAUUGCUGCUCUCCAAAAAGUUAUGGAUAAUAGUGUUUCUCUGUCUGAACUAGAAUUGGCCAAUAAACAAUACAAUGAAUUGACUGCUAAGUACAGGGACAUCUUGCAAAAAGAUAAUGUGCUUGUUCAAAGAACAAACAACUUGGAACACCUAGAGUGUGAAAAUGCAUCUCUAAAAGAGCAAAUAGAGUCUAUAAAUAAAGAACUAGAGAUUACUAAGGAAAAACUUCACACUAUUGAACAAGCCUGGGAAAAAGAAACUAAAUUAGGAAAUGAAUCUAACAUGGAUAAGACAAAGAAAUCAAUAACCAACAGUGAGAUUGCUUCUAUUUCAAAAAAAAUCACUAUGCUAGAGAUGAAGGAAUUAAAUGAAAGGCAGCGGGCUGAACAUUCUCAGAAAAUGUAUGAACACAUAAAGACUUCAUUAAAACAAAUGGAAGAACGUAAUUUUGAAUUGGAAACCAAAUUUGCUGAGCUUACCAAAAUAAACUUGGAAGCCCAGAAGGUGGAACAGAUGUUAAGAGAUGAACUAGCUGGUAGUGUGAGCAAGACAGUAAGUGAUGCUGAUAGACAACGGAUUCUAGAAUUAGAGAAGAAUGAAAUGGAACUAAAAGUGGAAGUGUCAAAACUGAGAGAGAUUUCUGACAUUGCCAAAAGGCAAGUUGAAAUUUUGAAUGUACAACAACAGUCCAGAGAAAAGGAAGUAGAGUCCAUCAGAAUGCAACUGUUAGACUAUCAGGCACAGUCGGACGAAAAGGCACUAAUUGCCAAGUUGCACCAACACCUUGUCUCUCUUCAAAUUAGUGAGGUUACUGCUCUUGGUAAGUUGGAGUCAGUCACAUCAAAACUGCAGAAGAUGGAGGCCUAUAAUUUGCGUUUAGAACAGAAACUGGAUGAAAAAGAACAGGCUCUCUAUUAUGCCCGUUUGGAGGGGAGAAACAGAGCAAAACAUCUGCGCCAAACAAUUCAGUCCCUGCGACGCCAGUUCAGUGGAGCUUUGCCCUUGGCACAGCAGGAGAAGUUCUCUAAGACAAUGAUUCAGUUACAAAAUGACAAACUGCAGAUAAUGCAAGAAAUGAAAAAUUCUCUACAAGAACGUAGAAAUAUGGAGAACAAAACAAUGGAGAUGGAAUUAAAGUUAAAGGGGUUAGAAGAGUUAGUAAGCACUUUAAAGGAUGCCCGGGGAGCCCAAAAGGUAAUCAGUUGGCAUAUGAAAAUAGAAGAACUCCGUCUUCAAGAGCUUAAAUUAAAUCGAGAAUUAGUCAAGGAUAAAGAAGAAAUAAAAUAUUUGAAUAAUAUAAUUUCUGAAUAUGAGCAUACAAUCAGCAGUCUGGAGGAAGAAAUUGUACAGCAGAACAAGUUUCAUGAAGAAAGGGAAAUGGCCUGGGAUCAAAGAGAAGUUGAGCUGGAACGUCAACUAGACAUUUUUGACCGUCAGCAAAAUGAAAUACUAAAUGCAGCACAAAAGUUUGAAGAUGUUAUAGGAUCAAUGCCAGACCCGAGCUUGCCCCUUCCAAAUCAACUUGAGAUUGCUCUAAGAAAAAUUAAGGAGAAUGUUCGAAUAAUUCUAGAAACACGGGCAACUUGUAAAUCACUAGAGGAGAAGCUAAAAGAAAAAGAAUCUGCUUUACGGUUAGCAGAGCAAAAUAUUUUGUCAAGAGACAAAGUAAUCAACGAACUCAGGCUUCGUUUACCUGCCACCGCAGAACGAGAAAAGCUUAUAGCUGAACUAGGCAGAAAGGAGGUAGAGCCACAGUUCUAUCACACAUUGAAAAUUGCUCAGCAGACUAUUGCAAACAUGCAAGCAAGGCUGAAUCAGAAGGAAGACAUGUUAAAGAAGUAUCAGUGUCUUCUGGAAAAAGCCAGAGAGGAGCAAAGAGAAAUUGUUAAGAAACAUGAAGAAGAUCUUCAUAUUCUUCAUCAUAAAUUAGAACUACAAGCUGAUAGUUCACUCAAUAAAUUCAAACAAACAGCUUGGGAUUUACUAAAACAGUCUCCUACUCCAGUUCCUACCAACAAGCAUUUUAUUCGUUUGGCUGAGAUGGAACAGACAGUAGCAGAACAAGAUGACUCUCUUGCUUCACUUUUGAUAAAACUAAAAAAAGUGUCUCAAGAAUUGGAGAGACAAAAAGAAAUCACUGAGUUAAAAAUCAAAGAUUUUGAAAAUACCAAAUUACGGCUCCAAGAAAAUCAUGCAGCUGAAGUGAAAAAAGUGAAAGCACAAGUAGAGGAUUUAAGGUGCCUUCUGGCCCAGUCCCAAAAUGACUUACAGAGUUUAAAAUCUGAACUUCAGGCUCAAAAAGAAGCAAAUUCAAGAGCUCCAACAAGGACAAUGAAAAAUCUAGUGGAAAGGUUAAAGAGCCAAUUAUCCCUUAAAGAGAAACAGCAAAAAGCACUUAGUCGAGCACUUUUGGAACUCAGAGCGGAAAUGACAGCAGCGGCUGAAGAACGUAUUAUUUCUGCAACCUCUCAGAAAGAGGCGAAUCUCAAUGUUCAACAGAUUGUUGAUCGACAUACCAAAGAGCUAAAGUCACAAAUUGAAGAUUUAAGUGAAAAUCUUUUAACAUUGAAAGAAGCUCUUAAAACAAGUAAAAACAGAGAAAAUUCACUAACUGAUAAUUUGAAUGACUUAACUAAUGAACUACAAAAAAACCAAAAAGCCUAUAAUAAAGUGCUUAAAGAGAAAGAUGAAAUUGAACAAGAGAAUGAUGAACUGAAAAGGCAAAUAAAAAGACUAACCAGUGGAUUACAGGGCAAAACUCUGAUAGAUAAUAAACAAAGUUUAAUUGAAGAACUCCAAAAGAGAAUUAAAAAGCUAGAAAGCCAACUAGAAAGAAAAGUGGAUGAGGUAGAAAUAAAGCCUAUGAAAGAAAAGAGUGCUAGAGAAGAAUUAAUUAAGUGGGAAGAAGGUAAAAAAUGGCAAAGCAAAAUAGAGGGAAUGCGAAACAAGUUAAAAGAGAAAGAAGGGGAAAUCUAUAUUCUAACAAAGCAGUUGAAUACUGUGAAGGAUCUUUUUGCCAAAGUUGAUAAAGAGAAACUAACUUUGCAGAGGAAACUAAAAACAACUGGCAUGACUGUUAAUCAAGUUAUGGGAGUGCAAGCUUUGGAGUCAGAAAAAGAGUUGGAAGAAUUAAAAAAGAGAAAUCUUGACUUAGAAAAUGAGAUAUCAUAUAUGAGGACCCAUCAGGCUCUUCCUCGAGAUUCUGUUAUAGAAGAUUUACGUUUACAAAACAGAUACCUCCAAGAAAAACUUCAUGCUUUGGAGAAACAGUCUUCAAAGGAUGCCUCUUCUAGGCCUUCUACUUCAGAAAUAGAGUCAGAUGAUCAUUGGCAAAGAGAACAGGAGCUUCAGAGGGAAAACUUGAAGUUGUCAUCUGAAAAUAUUGAACUAAAAUUUCAGCUUGAACAAGCAAAUAAAGAUUUGCCAAGAUUGAAGAAUCAAGUAAGAGAUUUGAAGGAAAUGUGUGAAUUUCUUAAAAAAGAAAAAGCAGAAGUUGAGCGGAAACUUGGCCAUGUUAGAGGGUCCGGCAGAAGUGGAAAGACAAUCCCAGAACUAGAAAAAACCAUUGGUUUAAUGAAAAAAGUAGUUGAAAAAGUCCAAAGAGAAAAUGAACAGUUGAAAAAAGCAUCAGGAAUACUGACCAGUGAAAAAAUGGCUAAUAUUGAGCUGGAAAAUGAAAAGUUGAAGGCUGAAUUAGAAAAACUUAAAGCUCAUCUUGGACGACAGUUGAGCAUGCACUAUGAAUCCAAGACCAAAGGCACAGAGAAAAUUGUUGCUGAAAAUGAACGUCUUCGUAAAGAACUUAAAAAAGAAACUGAAGCUGCAGAGAAAUUGCGGAUAGCCAAGAAUAACUUAGAGAUAUUGAAUGAGAAGAUGACAGUUCAGCUAGAAGAGAUGGGAAAGAGGUUACAGUUGGCGGAAAGUAGAGGUCCACAGCUCGAGGGUGCUGACAGCAAGAGCUGGAAAUCAAUUGUUGUUACAAGAAUGUAUGAAACCAAAUUGAAAGAAUUGGAAACUGAUAUUGCCAAAAAAGCACAAAGUCUUACUGAUCUUAAACAGCUUGUAAGACAAGCAACAAAGAGGGAACAAAAAGUUAAGAAAUACACCGAAGACCUUGAGCAACAGAUUGAGAUUCUCAAACAUAUUCCUGAAGGUGCUGAAACAAAGCAAGGCCUUCAAAGGGAGCUUCAAGUUCUUAGAUUAGCGAAUAGUAAGCUGGAAAAAGAAAAAGAAGAAUUAAUCCAUCAGACAGAAGUACACAAAGACCAAGGCGGAGCUGAGAGCACCGUACAUGAUCAUGAUCAACUAAAGGAAAAGAUAAAGGAUCUAGAAAGACAGCUGAAGACUUCAGAUCUAGAAAAGCAGCAUUUGAAGGAGGAAAUAAAAAAGCUGAAAAAAGAACUGGAAAAUGUUGAUCCGUCGUUUUUUGAAGAAAUCGAAGAUCUGAAGUAUAACUACAAAGAAGAAGUGAAAAAAAAUAUUCUUUUAGAAGAGAAGUUAAAAAAACUUUCUGAACAAUUUGGAGUUGAAUUAACUAGUCCUGUUGCUGCUUCUGAACAGUUUGAAGACGAAGAGGGAAGUCCUGUCAAUUUCCCUACUUAUUAAGGGCCAGCUAUAAUUACAGUUUUUA
Molecule: messenger RNA, 7790 nt
Organism: Myotis myotis
Lineage: Eukaryota; Metazoa; Chordata; Mammalia; Chiroptera; Vespertilionidae
Gene: CEP290
Product: centrosomal protein 290
Exons: 55
Coding region: 230-7765 (2511 amino acids)
Biological process (GO): kidney development; camera-type eye development
Source: RefSeq, a predicted model, not a curated record